This is a messenger RNA of Myxocyprinus asiaticus (Chinese sucker), 4171 nucleotides long. RefSeq names its product phosphoinositide 3-kinase adapter protein 1-like. NCBI's taxonomy places the organism in Eukaryota, Metazoa, Chordata, Actinopteri, Cypriniformes, Catostomidae. The coding region runs from base 222 to 2795 and encodes 857 amino acids. The record is from RefSeq and is a predicted model, not a curated record. The transcript is spliced from 17 exons. Gene Ontology annotation, cellular component: cytosol. Gene Ontology annotation, molecular function: phosphatidylinositol 3-kinase regulatory subunit binding; signaling receptor binding.
UGGACUGCUUCUUUUAGUAAAUGUAUGUCAUGGUCUGAAGGCAGAUCGGUCAUGUACCACAGUCAAAUAGGAAAAGUAUUUUGAUCGUAAGGUAGACAGAGAAAGGAGAUAAACAUAAAGCCACUGGAAGAAGGUGCAAACACUGAACACCCCCUGAAGCAAGGCAAAAGUAAUUACUUUUGUCUUAUCACAAUACACAAGGAAAACCUGGAUACUCCACAAUGUGCGAGGUAUUAAUUGUUCAUACCAGUGAGGCCAAUGAAUGGGCUGAGUAUCUUCAGCAAAUUUUGGUGGAAUCGUGUAACUUUAUGGAAGGCUCCAUUGUUUUGAUUGAUGUUUUUGAAAAAAAUUUGCUGGAAAAUCAGGAACUGUUUGAUUUGGCAAGUGUCAGCAUGUGCAUCAUGCCUUUGCUGUCUACUGUGUUCUUGGACAUGCAGAGCGAUCCAGAAGUGCUUGAUACUUUCCGGGAACUUCUUCAACCCCCUCACAAAGUCAUUGCAUUUUUGUGUGGAGUAUUAGAAAGCGAAAUAUCAGCAGACUAUUUUGAACACUGGGAUCUUUGGAAAAAGCUCAGUUCAGAAGAUGAUCCUUCAGUAUAUGUGUCAAUAGUCCUUGAGUGCAUUAAUGAUGGAUAUAUUAGUAAACAACAUGACCAGGAGACAAAAGAUGCAAUUCAACUAGAAGAACACAAGGAUGAGUUCACAUUAUCUGACAUUCCUGGGAGCCUAACUUUACCUGAUGAAAAAGAGCAGCAUGAGGUGAAUGAGGAUGAUGUUUGUUCCACUGAUGAGCAGACUUGUGCCCCUGAGACACAAAAUGACGAGACCUGCCUUACUGUCCAACCAGACAGAAUACUAUGUGGGACUCGCGUGAAUAUUUAUAUAAUUUUGGUAAAGAAAUUUGCCGGUGAGGGCAGCGUGGAGGUGGAGUUUCACUCUCAGGACUCAACACCAAAAAGAAUGCCUGGAACUCUUGUAAAUGAGUGUAUUAUUACUGUACAGUCACCUGAUAUGCCAGCUGGAAAUGUAUCAUUAACUCUUUAUAACAACGAGUCGGUGAUCUGCUCAACGACAGUAAAAUAUUACACAGAAAUGGAGGAAAUUUGCAGAUAUCUAGAGAAAGCAACUGAUCCAAUGCAGUUCAUGUGUCAGGCAUUUGAUAUCACAUCAAAUGCACACGAGUCCCUGGAUAAUUUACUUACAGACUCUCUCAAAGAACGAAUGCCUCUGAAUGGAUUACAAGUGUUUGGAAUUAGACAAAUUGCACAGGAGACAACACCAGCAAAGAUCUCUAUUUUUUGCCAUUUAGAUCACCGUGACGUGGAACUCCCAACACUGCUUCAUUUCUCGGCCAAGUAUGGGUUUAAAAAAUUGACAUCUUUGUUAAUGCGGUGCCCUGGAGCCUUGCAGGCCUACAGCGUGAUGAACAAAGAUGGAGAUUACCCUAACAAGCUGGCAGAAAAGAGUAACUUCUCUGAUUUAAGGCAGUUUAUGGAUGAAUAUGUUGAGACAGUGGACUUAGUGAAGGCCCACGUGGAGGAGUCCCAGAACACCCCUGGAAAUGAAGAUGUUUAUGAGGAUAUGUUGACAGCUUCCCACAAUUUCAUCACAGAUUAUGGGGAUAGUGAAGAUAUUUACGAGUGUAUGAUGAAACUGGAUCCUGAGAUGGGUUUGUAUGAUGACUCAGAAAGUACUUUGGAGGACUCCAACCCUGAGGAUACAAUGCUGAUAAAUUUUUUUAAAGCAAAACCUGAAAAAACUUGUAUAAAAUCCUUGAAUCACAAUUCAAACAAUGGUGGAUAUCCUGAAAUGGAUGGCGAUGAAUACCAUGACAUGGGCCUUGAUCCGGAAACCUAUAGGGAAAUGGAAGAGGAGGACCCAUAUAACACGUGCUGCAUUGAUCAAAUUUAUGACACCGUGGAGCCUCCUUUCUGCAUUGCUCCUGAAGUUCUCAACCGCCCACCUGCACCAAUUCCGCGGCCACCCAAUCUGCCAGAGCCUGAAGAGAAUACAACCUACAUUUCCAAAGUGUUUUGCCCCAAGGAGCCUGUAUACACACUAAGCAAACAGCCAGAAAGAGAUUCUUUAGCACCUGUGCAAGACAGGGACAUGAGCAGUCACCAUGACCCCUUUGCAGGCAUGAAGACCCCUGGACAGAGGCAGCUCAUCUCUCUGCAGGAGAAGGUCAAGGUGGGUGAGCUUACUGUUGAAGAAGCAGUGCAGGAAUUCAAGGCUUGGCAGAUUGAUCAAGAUAAAAGAUCACACUCCCUCCGUUUUCAACAGGAAAAUUUACAGAAAUUAAGAAACAGCAUCACUCGGCGCUGUAGAGACAAAGGGACAAGUGAGCUUAUGAUUACAGCACCAAUGCAAACAAACACUCAGUGGGGUUCUCAAGUGAACAUGAAUUGUUCGGUGUAUGAACCAGCACAUCGUUUGAUUACCCAACCCCCUCCUGUUAGUAGACCGCUGCAGAGAGGAACCUGGCAGACAGGAAGCACCUCCAGCACUUCUAGUAGUGGCAGUCACAGAUUGAGCAUUCAGAGUAAUGUCAGCAGCAGCAGUGGGGCAGAUGGCGAAUGUGAGGAGCCUCCAGAUAUUCCGCUUCCACCGCGGCCCCACCGCCCCGUUGUGGAUACUCCACCAGUACUCCCUCCUCCCAGAGUCCCACCACGCAUAACAGAGCUGAACCCGGAGAGCAUACUAAACGAGCGCUAUGUGUCAACUCCUGCCCGUCCUGUUCCUCAGGUGCCUCCUCAAAGGCCCGUGCCUCCACCUAUACCGAGACGGACGUGGUGAUGGCCUACUUCAAAAUGGGUGGCUUUCGAUCUGCAUGACUGUGCAAAUUUGGUGUCAAGCCUUUCAAAUUGAGAUUUGUAAAAGUCUCUUCAAGAUGGGGCAAAAGACAAUAGAUCAGUGUCCAGUGCAUUUUUUUCAAGUGUUUGAGAACUAAACUAGACAGACUUGCAAUAAAAACAACCAUUAUCAGUUAUACGUGUUAAAUUAUGAAAAGUCUUCAGCUGAAGGGAAUAGGGAUGCAGUAUGUUUAGGGGUCGUCUGAUGUGGUUGCUUGUUUGCUAUGUACAGCUUUUCAGUGUGUGCUCUCUGAGUAUCAUUAGUUACAGCAAACAGCAUACUCAUGAACUUGCCUAGCCUACUUUUUUUAUUUGAACUCUGUGAAAUUACUGUAAGCACUGUGUUGACUGUGAUCAGUGUAGAUCAGAUUUAAAGUUGCUUGGUUUUCUCUGUUUUGAACAUAUUUAUUCAUGAAUGCACUUUUCACUGCUGGCUACAAUAUAUACUGUAUACUGUACAUAGGCGGAGGGUGAGCGAACUGCAGGGUAAGGCUACCAUUCCAAUUAACAGAAAUCGCUAAAUACUGUAUGGAAUCAACUGCUCACCCAUUUCUGAGAUCAAUAUGCAGUAGCAAUUUUGCUUAGUUUAUUUCAAAGCUGUAUACCCCUUAAGAAUGUUCAUUUACUUUUACAUAUAUUUGUUUUAAAAUGUUAAAUUCUUUCAGAAAUAAAGACAUUCUCCAUAAACGCAGCGAUUUACGUUUUAAUAUAAAUUUGGCCACGGCCACUGAUCUAGAGUCAGCUUUCCCUUUACGCUAGUAAUUGAAGUUUGUAUAUGAGGUGGGGAAACUGAUCAUAGACAGUUUACUGGUGCAGCUAUGAGCAGUGUUAUUCAGCAGCUCAGCAAUACUUUCCGAUCAAUACCUUAUAAGCAUUAAUACGAACAUCAUGCCUGUGGUCAGACUUGCCUCACACAUACUCCGCCUGUGACUGUAUAUACUAAAGCUGAGCAUUGUGAAUGAAACAAAACUGAAAAUGAAAGUGGUGCAAUUAACAGCACAAAAUGUGUGAAUGCAUAGUGUGACGAAAACAAAGGACAGUGAGUGUGUGUGUGUGUGUGUGUGUGUGUGUGUGUGUGUGUGUGUGUGUGUGUGUGUAGUGUGUGUGUGUGUGUGUGUGUGUGUGUGUAUGUAUGUGUGUUCACGUUUGUUAAACCAUGAUGAUGAUUAUAGAUUUUUCUUUAUAAAUUGUAUUUAGUUCUGCCUUUGCCUGGAGUGGAGAAUGGUUAAACCUGAAAAUAAAAAGAUGAACUGUUUUAAAUUUGUGUCAUAUAACAAGUAGGCUAUUAAACACAUGAGUAUUAAAUAAAGAUUUUAAUAA